Molecule: messenger RNA, 898 nt
Organism: Acanthisitta chloris (rifleman)
Lineage: Eukaryota; Metazoa; Chordata; Aves; Passeriformes; Acanthisittidae
Product: DEP domain-containing mTOR-interacting protein
Exons: 5
Molecular function (GO): protein binding
Source: RefSeq, a predicted model, not a curated record
UGUCUAACAAGCACCAUUUUAUGGACAGCAACUUGCUCUACCAGUGCAGAAUGAACUUCCGCCGGCGGCGGCGGUUGAUGGAGCUCCUCACUGAGAAAUCUCGCUUGAUGCCAGAAAGCCAUGACAGCCCAUUUUGCCUGCGCAAACAGAACCAUGACAACAGAAAACACACCAGUUUUCUCUCAGUGAGUCCUACCAAGGAGAUAAAGAUCGUGUCGGCAGUGCGGAGGAGCAGCAUGAGUAGCUGUGGCAGCAGUGGGUACUUCAGCAGUAGCCCAACACUCAGCAGCAGUCCCCCUGUGCUCUGCAACCCUAAAUCUGUAUUAAAAAGACCCGUGACUGCUGAUGAGCUCUUGACGCCUGGAGCCCCAUACGUAAGAAAAACUUUCACGAUCGUCGGCGACGCGGUGGGCUGGGGCUUUGUGGUGCGGGGGAGCAAGCCCUGCCACAUCCAGGCUGUGGACCCCAGUGGGCCAGCAGCUGCAGCUGGGAUGAAGGUUUGCCAAUUUGUUGUGUCUGUCAAUGGCCUGAAUGUUCUCCACGUGGAUUACAGGACAGUAAGCAACCUCAUCCUGACUGGCCCUCGAACAAUUGUGAUGGAAGUGAUGGAAGAAAUGGAGGCCUGAGAAGGCAAAAAAACUCUUACUGGACAUUUUUGUGGGAGAAAUACAAAGACCAUGGAGUGGCAUGACACAACGUGGCAGAACAUUGCUGUGUCUAAAUAGAUGAUUUUGCUUUUGGGGGAGGGGGCUCUCUUGCAUUGAACAAUAAUAGCACUGGUGAUUAUGCUAAGAUGUGAACAAUAAAUACCAGCAUAUUUUCACUACAGACUUUUCUUUACCCAAUGGAGACAAGGUUAAGGCCUUUAGGUUGUCUCCUCCAGCCAUGUCUGCCUUGG